AUGAUUCCACCGCGCCUUCUCCCGGCCCUCUACGGUCUUAGCCUUGCUGCCUGCGCAUCUGCGGUACCUAUCAUAGAACAGCAGGUCCUGGGCAACGUUGCCGCCCAGGUAGACAAGACAGAACCGUCGGGGCAGCUCUCAGGGCGAUUUCUUCAUAUAACAGAUUUGCAUUUAGAUACCCACUACAAAUCAGGAACAGACGAGCCAACAUGUCAUCGGGGUAAAGGAUCAGCGGGCGCCUUGGGCGCGGAGGGCACCGACUGCGACUCACCGCUGGCCCUCGUAAACGAAACGUUCCGAUGGAUUGAUGAGAAUCUCAAGGGGAAGAUCGACUUUGUACUCUGGACAGGAGAUUCGGCGCGGCAUGACAACGACGAGAAAAUCCCUCGGACUGCGGACGAAAUAGUUGAUCUGAAUGAACUCCUGGCGAAUAAGUUCAUCGACCUCUUCGAAUGCUCGGACAAAGUUCGUGGUCUUUCAAUCCCGAUCAUCCCUACUAUUGGCAACAAUGAUAUCAUGCCGCAUAACAUUUUUAAAGAGGGACCGAACCGGUGGACAAGGAGGUUCACGGAAAUUUGGGCCAAGUUUAUUCCCGAACCUCAACGGCACAGUUUUGAGGAAGGUGGAUGGUUCUUGGCGGAGUUGAUCCCAAACAAGCUUGCCGCGAUUAGCUUGAACACUAUGUACUUUUACGAAUCCAACUCGGCGGUUGAUGGCUGUGCGGCGAAAUCCGAGCCAGGGUACGAACAUAUGGAAUGGUUACGUGUGCAGCUUGAGAUUUUGCGGGGGCGCAAGAUGAAAGCUAUACUUAUCGGACAUGUGCCGCCUGCAAGAGCCGGUAACAAGAAGAACUGGGAUGAGACCUGCUGGCAGAAAUACACACUGUUCGUAAAUCGAUUCCGCGAUGUCGUCGUCGGCAGCGUCUAUGGACACAUGAAUGUCGACCACUUUAUGCUACAGGAUAGCCGGGACGUGGACAUUCUGGCGGCGAGCGAAGAGACGCCGAGCGAUCCCAGCCUCAUAGUGCAGUCCCGCGGAAACUACCUAUCUAGUUUGAGGGAAGACUGGGCUGAUAUGCCCUCCCCGCCAGGUGGCAAAGCCUUUGACUUUUCUGGUGGCUCGGUUGACGACCCGGGCGAGAUAUUGGGAAAGAAGGAGCGACGAUUCUUCAAGAAGAUUGGCGGUCCAUUCGCUGAACGAUAUAGUGUCUCGCUGGUGUCUCCUAGUGUGGUACCCAACUAUUUCCCAACUCUCAGGGUGGUCGAGUAUAAUACCACGGGUUUGGAGGGCGCUGCAAUAUGGGCAGACGUGCCGUAUACAAACGACUCACUCGAGUCCUUUGUGCCAGAAGCAACCGAGGAUGAUGCGCCAGACGAAAUCGACGAACAAAAAAAGAAAAAGAAGCACAAAAAGAACAAGAAAGACAAGAAGAAGAAGAAGCCGAACUUCAAGGUCCCCGACGAGCCCCCGAAAACUACUCCGCCGGGGCCUGCAUACUCGAACCAAGCAUUGUCAUGGCUGAGCUACGUCCAGUAUUAUGCCAACCUCACGGAGAUUUAUCACGAGAAGGCCGAGGAGUCCGAAACUAGCUCUGAAAACGACCAUAGCACAGCCAGUGGCUUAGACUUAUAUAAAAUCGAAUACGACACGAAAGAGGAUGGAGUGUACAAUAUGAAAGACCUCACAGUACGCAGCUACUUCCAGCUUGCCAAACGCAUUGCAAGCAAGAACCCCCACAAGGAGGACACAGUACUAGCUGCCGACCUGGAUUCGGAGACAGACGCAUCUGACGCCGAAAAUGAUUCUGAGCCGGAGACAACCAAUGGAAAGAAGAAGAAAAAGAACAAAAAUAAGAAGAAGAAGCACCGCAAGAACCGAGUUUGGCGAACGUUCUUGGAUAGAGCAUUUGUUGGUAUGUUGGGCGGCGACGAGCUUGAUGACAUUGAGGCGUAA
This is a messenger RNA of Aspergillus versicolor CBS 583.65, 1953 nucleotides long. Its product is annotated as endopolyphosphatase. Gene Ontology annotation, molecular function: endopolyphosphatase activity; exopolyphosphatase activity. The record is from RefSeq and is a predicted model, not a curated record. NCBI's taxonomy places the organism in Eukaryota, Fungi, Ascomycota, Eurotiomycetes, Eurotiales, Aspergillaceae. Gene Ontology annotation, cellular component: fungal-type vacuole; membrane. The transcript has 2 exons. The coding region runs from base 1 to 1953 and encodes 650 amino acids. Gene Ontology annotation, biological process: polyphosphate catabolic process.